AAGAUACCUAAUUACAUGGUACGGAACUUACCAAGAAAACCCCUGGUCCAACGAGGCAACCACGUAACUGCAGACAAGCGACAACACUCGAAGGCGAGCACAUUUAGCAUAUUGAACUACAUUGAGAUAUACCCAUUUAGCCACAAGGAAACCCGGGCAUAAUCAACUUGCAGCGUCACCCCACCACACCCCGUUUCGUCACCGACGGACAAGGAGGUCAGGAUGACCAGGGAGGGGGAGGGUCCUGGUGCUGAGAAGCCCGACGACGAUGGUUCCUCCAUAAUAUCCAGCGCUAGGUUGACUGUCACAUCCCGGUCGUCGGAUGUGCAGUCCGAGAACGAUGAGGAUGAGGCAUCCCGCGCGAAAUCUCUCGUCAUUCUCGACGCGUGUAAUCGGCGAGACAUCGACGAUUUGAAGGAUCUGGCAUUGUCCGAAGGCGGGUUUCUUUCCGAUACCAUUCGAUGCCAGGCAUGGCCAGUCUUGCUGGGCCUUGAUACCCCGAACGGUGUCGGCGAAUACAAUAAUCAGACAUCGACGUUAGGCGGCGCAUCUACAGAACCCGAGCACUUCGAGUCCAAUUUUAAGAAUACCAAUUCAGGCAAGGGGUCGUGGAGGGAACUGCCGCGGCACAGGGACGAGCACCAAGUUUGUCUGGAUGUCGAAAGGAGUUUCAUAUACUAUCCUGACCACCAAUCCCAAGCCCAACUUGAACUCAAGAAAACCGAACUCUCCGACCUCAUCGUCGAAACCCUCCGGCGAAACCCCUACCUCUGCUACUUCCAAGGCUACCACGAUAUCUGUCAGGUCUUCCUUCUCGUCCUCCCCGUCUCCCUGCGCGCCCACGCCAUAGCCCGCCUCUCGGCCCUCCGCAUCCGGGACUUCAUGCUACCCAACCUCGCGCCUGCCAUCGCCCAACUGUGCCUCAUCCCCUGUAUCCUCAACGCCGUCGACCCAUCCCUUUACCGGCACCUCUCGCAAACCGAGCCCUUCUUCGCUCUCUCGGGCACCUUAACCAUGUACGCGCACGACAUCCAAUCGUACGGCGACAUCGCGCGUCUGUUCGACGCCCUGCUCGCCCGCGAGCAGGUCUUCAGUGUGUACAUGUUUGCGCAGAUCGUGCUGAAUAGACGGGAAGAGCUGUUCUAUACACCCGCCAACGAGCCGGAGAUGCUGCAUUCUAUUCUGUCGAAGCUGCCGCAUCCGUUGAGACUUCAAGAGCUUAUUGAAGAGACGGGGAAUUUGUUCGAGAGGCACCCGCCUGAGUCGCUGUACGCGUGGCCGAGAGUGUCGAAGGCGAGUGUGAUGAAGACGGCGCGGGACGUCAAGACGUGCGCUGCGCAGAGUAUGGGAGACGGGGAGAGGUUUUUCGAACGGCAGUUGAGGGAGCUGCAGUGGGCGGAUACAAGGGAGAAGAUGGUGCGGACGUUUUGGAUGUAUCGCAAGCCUGCGAGAGGCAUGGCUUUGGCGAUUGUUGUGGGUGUCGCUGCUGUGUACCUACGGAGAUCGCCGGGUAUUUGGGCAUACCUUGCGCCAUGGUUACGGUGGACAUGAUUAUGAUAAAUUGACGGAUUUGGGCAUCAUACCGGAAAGAGGAGUAGGACAGGCUGGUACAGGGGCAUUUUGAACGGCUGGAAAAUAGAAUUAUUGAUACUCAGUAGCGCUGUAUUACUACUGCAACGAGGACGUCGAGCUGGAUGCUUGUACUAUAGCGAAUAUACCCAACAGCAUCAUGCUUGAAUACACAUAACCACUG
Messenger RNA from Pseudomassariella vexata, 1753 nucleotides. RefSeq names its product rab-GTPase-TBC domain-containing protein. Gene Ontology annotation, cellular component: endoplasmic reticulum membrane. The transcript is spliced from 3 exons. Gene Ontology annotation, molecular function: GTPase activator activity. NCBI's taxonomy places the organism in Eukaryota, Fungi, Ascomycota, Sordariomycetes, Amphisphaeriales, Pseudomassariaceae. Gene Ontology annotation, biological process: positive regulation of GTPase activity; endoplasmic reticulum to Golgi vesicle-mediated transport. The record is from RefSeq and is a predicted model, not a curated record. Bases 223 to 1551 code for a protein of 442 amino acids.